This is a messenger RNA of Mus pahari (shrew mouse), 1090 nucleotides long. Its product is annotated as olfactory receptor 2D3. Gene Ontology annotation, biological process: G protein-coupled receptor signaling pathway. The transcript has a single exon. Lineage: Eukaryota; Metazoa; Chordata; Mammalia; Rodentia; Muridae. The coding region runs from base 86 to 1030 and encodes 314 amino acids. Gene Ontology annotation, molecular function: olfactory receptor activity; G protein-coupled receptor activity. Gene Ontology annotation, cellular component: membrane. The record is from RefSeq and is a predicted model, not a curated record.
CCCUUCUAUAUGAUUGAAGGUCAUGAACUCAAUCAUACUGCAUUCUUAUUGUUUCUGACAAACAGGUAGAUACAAAAACAUCUCAAUGGGAAGAGAAAACCAGAGCUUUGUAGAUGAGUUUGUGUUGCUGGGCCUUUCACAAGAUGCACAGACUCAGAUCCUCCUGUUCAUCCUUUUCUUCAUCAUUUACAUUCUGACUGUACUUGGAAACCUGCUCAUCAUUGUCCUCAUCCUCACGGAUUCUCGACUCCACACCCCCAUGUACUUUUUUCUUAGAAAUCUUUCUUUCGCAGAUCUGUGUUUCUCAAAUAGCAUUGUUCCUCAAGUGCUGUCCCACUUCCUGGUAAAAAGGAAAACUAUUUCCUUUUGGGGCUGUGUGACACAGGUAAUUGUCUCCCUUCAGAUUGGGUGUACAGAGUGUGCACUGCUAGCGGUGAUGUCCUAUGACCGGUAUGUGGCUGUGUGCAAACCACUGCACUACUCCACCAUCAUGACCCAACAGCUAUGCCUGCAGUUGGCCCUAGGGUCCUGGGCCAGUGGGCUCCUAGUAUGUUUGGUAGAUAUUUCUGUUGCUUUCCAUCUUCCCUAUCAAGGGCAGAACAUAGUCAGCCAUUACUUUUGUGAACUUCCUGCACUCCUGAAGGUGGCUUCAGCAGAUACCUACAGCACAGAAAUGGCCAUCUUUGCAAUGGGUGUGGUAAUCCUCCUAGCACCUGUCUCCCUCAUCCUCAUCUCCUACUGGAACAUCAUCUCCACUGUGAUCCAGAUGCAGUCUGGAGAGGGGAGACUCAAGGUGUUUUCAACCUGCGGAUCUCACCUCAUUGUUGUUGUCCUCUUCUAUGGGUCUGCAAUAUUUAACUAUAUGCAGCCAAACACCAAAACCAGGAAGAAACAGGAUAAGAUAAUGUCUGUGUUCUAUACAGUGGUGACUCCAAUGCUAAACCCCAUAAUUUAUAGUCUUCGGAACAAGGAUGUCAAAAGUGCCUUCAGGAAACUAGCUGCAAGAGUGGUCUUCUUUCAGAAGCAAUGACCUGUAGGUAUGGUUUUUAUCACCAUGGUAACAUCUUUGAAAAUGGGGCAGGAUUUUUCU